Pedinophyceae sp. YPF-701 is the source of this 513-nucleotide messenger RNA. The record is from the annotation of a GenBank genome assembly. NCBI's taxonomy places the organism in Eukaryota, Viridiplantae, Chlorophyta, Pedinophyceae.
AUGGCCGAGUGGACACAGACAACGAAGUCGACGGCAGGGAAGCUGCCGCAAUGCGCCACGAGGGCUGCGCCGGGGGACGCGAGUUGGGAGCAGAGGCUCAAGGAGGAGCUGGCAGCCAUGAUUCAGUAUAUCAAGAUGAACAAGGCGAAGGACGAGCACUGGUUCACCGUGGAUCCGCCGCUGGAGAACGGUGCCAAGUGGUCGGGGACGUGCUGGAUGAUGCACGAGUACCAGAGAUAUGAGUUUCGGUGGCAACUUGAAUUAGGGAUCUCCUAUCCAGCGGCGCCCCCCGAGAUCGAGCUGCCGGAGCUCGAGGGCAAGACCGCGAAGAUGUACAGGGGCGGACGCAUCUGCACCACGAUACACUUCGACCCCCUGUGGCGUCGCAACGUCCCUGCAUUCGGGCUCGCACACGCCUUCUGCCUUGGACUUGGUCCCUGGAUGGCCGCCGAAGUCCCUUACAUGGCCGGCCUCGGCCUCAUACAGCCCGUCUCAGGCACAUCUGGCAGCUAG